This is a messenger RNA of Drosophila ananassae, 3572 nucleotides long. RefSeq lists its product as uncharacterized. Lineage: Eukaryota; Metazoa; Arthropoda; Insecta; Diptera; Drosophilidae. The record is from RefSeq and is a predicted model, not a curated record. The coding region runs from base 562 to 3315 and encodes 917 amino acids. The transcript is spliced from 3 exons.
UUUUGUCAGUGUCUUCGGAGGGAGAGAGAUGGAGUCAGUGACUUUGAAUGGCUCCGAAGACGAAGAAUGGCUUGAAUGCGAGAGUGUGUAAUGGUGUUGGGUUUGCGUGUGAGCCGUAAUGUUGUUUUUAUGUGCCAGGUUAGCAGCCAGUUUGUUGCCCCUGCUCUGCCGUCUUUCUGGUGGCUCUGCCUUCGCCUCCGCCUCCGCCCCAGGCCCCUGCCAGUGACGGAGACGCCUCUGGCAUUUUCAUUUUUCUCAAACCGAACCGAACCGAACUGAAAAAGUCAUCGCAAGUCAGGCAGUUAGGCAGUCAGGCAGCCGCGCAGUCGCAGUCGCUGCUAGAAAUUCACUCGGCUUGGGGAUUUACUUUCCGCUCCGGCUGGGCCUGGAACUACCAGAUACCAGAUACCAGAGCCAUUUCAUUGUUAUUUUCGACACUGCUCUCUAGCAGCUUAAAAAGUGAAAACCCACCGCCCACCAAUAAGCGCCACAACGUAUCUACAAGAUACAAUUAUUUUUCCCUCCACCCUCUCGGAACACAGGUGCGACAACAGUUACAGAAUGCGUCAGCUGUGCGGCAGCGUCUAUACCUGGAACUGUGCCGGGGAACUGUACGCCAUCGAGUGCUCCUUGUGCGAAGAGCGUCCUUUGUGCGCCCUCUCCGAGUUCCCAGAGCACAUGGAUGUUUGGCACUCGGACUGGCAGGCCCCCGACGAAGAUCCUGCCACACCUGCCGCCUCCGCCGCCGCCACCGCCGCCGCCUCUCCAGCUCCCCAACCCGAGGACGAGCUCAUGCAGGAGGUCCUGGCCGAGCAGGGCAUCAACGGCGAGGACAACGAGCUGAAGCAGCAGCUGGUCCUCGAGCUGAACUCCAGCGAGGAGGAGCUGCUCUCCGACGACGAGGAGCUCAUUGAGGAACUUCAAAUUGCAGAGGAGAGGCCUACCCCGGUAGAGAGUCCAGAAAACAUGCCGGAUUCCACCACCAAUCUGGAGGAACCAUCAUCUCCAGUUCCCGAGGGCCAACGCCUCACCACCCAGCACGUCCACCGUCUCAUCGAACUGUACAGGUCGGAGCCCCGGCUCUGGAACCAGACCCACGCCCAGUUCCGGGACAUGGAGCUGUGCCGGGAGUCGUGGCGGCGCAUCACCGAAUCCUGGAGUGCCUACUGCGGCCGAAGUUUCAGUGUGACGGACGUCCGGAUCCGGGUGUCCACCCUGUGCCAGCGAUUCCUCAAGCAGCGAGAGCGCCUCGAGGCGGACGGCGGAGAGCUGGACGAUGCGGCCAAGUUCGUUCACUUCGAUCAGCUGAGCUUCCUGUGUGAGCAGCAGUCCCUGCUGAACCGGCAGAGGCACUACGUCCGGGAGAACCGCCGGCUGCUGGAGCUGUACGAACACUAUCCGGUUCUGUGGCACAACGCCCACAAGAGGAUCCGGUGUCCGGAGACGGUGAAGCGUCGCCACGAGGCACUCCGUGGCCUCCAACUGGCCCUGCGAUUGUCCGGCAUCAGUCUGUCCCCGGUGGUCAUCCAGAGGAGGCUGCAGUCCCUGAGGAAACGGUAUCGCCUGGAGAAGAUCAGCUAUCUGCACAGUGUGGUGGCCGGGAAGCAGGCGGAGUUCGUAUCCGGAUUCGAGCAUUACGGGGAGAUGGAGUUCCUCAACAAGCACAUCGAUCCCUAUGUCUGUGCGGUGUGUGGAAAGAUCUUCGAGAACCUGGCAGGACAUCAGGCCCACGUCCAAAGCAGCUGUGAGCAGGAUGCCAAGACAACGGAGGAGACUCCUUCUCAGGAGGUCAAGGAUCCCCUCUCACCGGACAAGAAGGACACUGAAAAAGAGAAGGAAAAAACGGAGCCAGCAGAGGAUCUACCCUCUCUGGAGGAGGCUUGUGCCGCAGUCUCCAGCGAGCUGGACACUUCCAUGGGUGGAAGGUCCUCUCUGGGGGAGGAGGACUCCACCUCGGAAGCAGCCCGUCUUCGGAUGAGCCCCGAAGACACCCAGAUCCUGGUCCAGCUCUAUCGGAGUCAGGUGUGCCUCUGGGAUCCCAACCACCUGGACUACCAUGCCCGGAAACAGCGUCGCCUGGCCUGGCAGAAGAUCACCGAGGAUCUGAACUCCAAAAGGGGACAGACUCUUACCUGGCAGCAGGUGCACCGCAAGAUCAUGGACUACACCAAGUACUACAAGAAGGAGAGGACCCGAAGCCAGGAGGAGCCCAAGGAAGGCGAUCCGCCCAAGGAGCCGUGGACACUGUACGAGGAGUUCCGCUUCCUCGACGAUGUCCUGCCCAUCAGCAGUGAGCUCCACAAGACCACCAAUCAGAGGGAGAGCAACCUGAAGAUCAUCUCCGUGUAUCAGAGCUACACGCAGCUGUGGUGCACGGAUCAUCCGGACUACACCAAGCGCCGGCAACGCCAGAGGCAGCUGGAGUCCUUGUGCAACCGGCUGCAGGAGGAGUGCAACAUCCAGAUGACGGUGGAGCGCCUGAAGAGUCGACUCAUUGACUUCCGGUGUCAGUAUCGACACUGCAAGGAGGCCCGGAUGGAGGCCCUGAAGAAAUCCGAGGACUGGACGCCCACCUACGAGUUCUACGAGCCGUUGCGCUUCCUGGAGCUGCAUGUGGCACCGUUCCAGUGCCAGGGGUGUCCGGCGAACUUCAAGAGGCGCACCGACUUCCUGCAGCACGAGCGGAACGUGCACACGGACGUGGAGCGCAGCCUGGACGGUGAGUUCCGGUACGUGAAGCGACGACGCGGCAAGAAGUUCCAAGAGGACCAGGACCAGGACCAGGACCUGGACCUGACCAAUGUCUGCCACAUUUGCGGCCUCAAGUUCACCCUUCGCACCAGUCUGGUGGCCCAUCUGAGACGCCACCUGGGCCAGAGGAGUCAUGCCUGCGGCGAGUGCCCCAAGAAGUUCUUCAACUCCACCUCCCUGCGCGUCCAUCAGCGCAGCCAUACCAAGGAACUGCCCUACGUCUGCGAGCACUGUGCCCGGGGCUUCGUCAAUGCCAGCAAACUGAAUCAGCACGUGAAGCGGCAUCGGAACCAGAGGGACUUCCCCUGCAACCGAUGCGACAAGGCCUUCUAUACGGCCCACGAACGGGAUCGGCAUCUGCGGGCCCAUUUGAACAUCCGGGACAAGGUGUGUCCCUACUGCUCCCGGGCCUUUGUCGUGGGCAGUGCCUACUACGCCCACUUGAAUCUCCACCGGAGCGAGAAGCGUUACGGCUGCGCCGCCUGCGGCAAGAGGUUCGCCCAGUACGCCGGACUGUACAAGCACCGGAGGCGCUGCCUGCCCGCGGAGGUCAUCGAGGAGUGAGCCUCUAGAGUUGCUCCUCUGAAACUAAUCCCCAACCCUGGAGACUGAAUCACCUCUGGAGUCUGAAAGAGGUGGCAUCUAAAAACCAUACAUUCCGUUCCAUUCCGUGCCUUUUGUGUUCCGUAACCUUAAUACUCUUAGUUUUAGGCUUAAAAAUUAAUUUUUUUGUUUCAAAAGUGGAGUAGAAUCUGUAGUCCACUGCAAUACUAGGAUAGUCCCACAAGAAUAUGAAUAAAGAAUCUAAUCUGAAAGCCACC